Molecule: messenger RNA, 7291 nt
Organism: Pantherophis guttatus
Lineage: Eukaryota; Metazoa; Chordata; Lepidosauria; Squamata; Colubridae
Gene: GREB1
Product: growth regulating estrogen receptor binding 1
Biological process (GO): multicellular organism development
Source: RefSeq, a predicted model, not a curated record
UCUCCUUUUCUUUAGAGCACGCUGCUUUUAGGGAAAAGGAGGCGAAUGCUUCCCUAACUAAUUGUCAUCCUUUCGGGCAACAAAGGCAGCCCUCCGAGGUGGAAUAAUUAUAAUUCACCCCUUCUGAUUCAUUCUUCAAGAAGAUGGGAAAUUCUUAUGCGGGGCAACUUAACUCAACACGUUUUGAAGAAGUGUUGCAUAAUUCUAUUGAAGCUUCUCUCCGAUCCAGUAAUUUAGUCCCAAGGCCCAUUUUUUCACAGUUAUACCUAGAAGCCGAGCGGCAGCUUUCAUCUCUAGAAGCAGGCAAUAGGUUAGAUAAUGAGGAAGAGGAGGAGGAGGAAGAUGAUGAUGAUGAUGAAGGUUCAGAAACAAGUAGCCCUCCUGUUACUUAUCAGAUGAAACCACCACCUGAAGGUUGUUGCACUACCGAUGGUUUCUGUCAGACGGGUAAAGACCUCAGGCUAGCAUCCAUUUUGAAUGAACCAAUUGAAGUGCCUUCAGGAUUUUUACUGGUUGGUGCAAAGUCACCAACCUUACCUGAUCACCUUUUGGUGUGUGCUGUGGAUAAGCGAUUCUUGCCUGAUGACUAUGGCCAUAAUGCUUUACUAGGUUUCUCUGGAAACUGCGUUGGCUGUGGCAAGAAAGGAUUCUGCUACUUUACUGAGUUUUCUAAUCAUAUCAAUCUAAAGCUGACCUCUCAGCCCAAGAAACAGAAACACUUAAAGUAUUAUCUGGUCCGGAAUGCACAAGGCACACUUACCAAAGGCUCUGCAAUCUGCUGGAAGGGGGCAGAAUUCAGAAACCGGCAAUCCUCCUCCAACUCUUCUUCCCAUACGUUGUUUCAGCCUCCAGAGAAUACAGUUUCUUCAGCAACUGUUAUGAACGAACCAUUUCUACCAGCACAUCCAGUAGGUCAAGCUGUAAUUCAUCAAACAACUCCUGACCACCUCCCAUCAGCUGCUUGCCAUCCAGCCUACAAUGGGAAAGACGCUUCCUAUCAACACUCACUUAAAAGCAAUUUACCUUCCGUGACAAAACCAUCAGCAUUAGGCACUUUAACAAACCCAGGACCUCCCAAAAAACGCCACAAAGGAUGGUCACCAGAGUCUCCCUCCUCCAAUGAAGCCUGGAAUAUGCAGUCCAGCUCACAAAUCCCAACUAGAAAUAAAAAUGAUGGCGGAGGAGGGCUCUCCAGUUUACCUCAUGCUACUUUGGUAGGACCAGCAUCUUCUCCAAUAGUGGCUUCUGGGGAGCCAGUUUCGGUUCCUGAAAAUUUGCUUAAAAUAUAUAAAGCAAAACCAGUCAUAUUUAAAGGGCAUGGGAACUUCCCUUACCUUUGUGGGAACCUUAAUGAUGUCAUAGUGAGCCCUCUUUUGUAUACAUGUUAUAAGAAUGCACAGUCUCUGUCUAGGUCUUAUGAACAAUAUGGAGCCUCCACUGUACAGCCAAUUUCAGAGGAAAUGCAGCUCUUGUUAACAGUGUACUACCUUGUUCAGCUUGCUUCAGACCAGGUACCUUUGAUUGAGGAUUUGGAACAGAUCUUCAUGCGUUCAUGGCGGGAGAUGUACCUCUCUGAAAUCCGUCAGUAUCAGCAGGCCAUUCCCCAAGCUUUUCCUCACAUUCCUGGCCCCAUUGCCCCAGUCACAUCAGCUCAGCUCCCCUGGCUAGCAGGCUUGGCAGCCAGCUCGUGCAACGACAGCGUCCACAUCAUUGAGUGCAGCUAUUCGUUGGCUGAAGGGCUUUCAGAAAUGUUCAAGAUGCUCCUUGAAGGAAAGCUGGCAAAGACCAAUUAUGUGGUGAUCAUCUGUGCUUGUAGAAACAGAACCAUAGACUCUUGCAUUGUGGUUACAGGGAAAUAUCAAGCAAGAAUACUCUCUGAAAGCAUGCUCACUCCAGCAGAAUAUCAGAAAGAAGUUAGCUAUGAGCUAGUUACUGGGAAAGGAGAAGUUCUUGGAGCAUUUUUCAGUUCUCUCUGCCCAGAUGGUGACCUCGAUGUUUUGUUGGAUAAAUAUUAUCAAGAAAAUAGAACCCACAUAUCAUCAUCUCUUUCUGCUUCUGCAAAUAAACCGGCAACCCUGGAUGUAACAGGAGCAGCUGUGUGUACAAGUAUGUGUGGUUAUAACCUUGAGAGGCAUCAGAUCCGCCCUUUCCAGCUCACUGUGGCCCAGAAAUUGCUCUCUCAUGUUUGCUCCAUUGCAGAUUCCAGCACCCAAAACCUUGACCUGGGUUCCUUUGAGAAAAUAGAUUUCCUGAUAUGUGUGCCUCCUUCAGAAGUGACAUAUCAGCAAACCCUCUUCCACCUCUGGCAUUCAGGUGUUUUAUUGGAGCUUGGCUUGGAGAAGGAACAUCUGACAAAAGAGCGGGUGGAACAAUAUGUUGUAAAGCUUGAUGCCGAUGCCCAGUUAAAGUUUAAAGCUUUUUUGCAGAACUCUAUGCAGAAUCCGCACACUCUGUUUGUACUCAUCCAUGACCAUGCUCACCGGGACCUUGUAAGUGCAGUUCAUAGCCUGUACCCUCACUCAGAUCCAGCUGUGGGACUCGUGGACAGACUGCUGAAUUGUAGAGAGGUGAAGGAAGCUCCCAACAUCGUCACUCUUCAUGUGACUUCCUUUCCUUAUGCAUUGCAGACCCAAUACACCCGCAUUAGUCCUUAUAAUGAAAUUCACUGGCCUUCGCUAUACAACAAUGGCAUGGACUUAUAUCAUGAAAACAAGAAGUACUAUGGAUUGCAUGAAUUCAUUGAGUCCACCCUUUCUGGACACAGUCUUCCACUGCUUCGUUAUGACAGCUCUUUUGAAGCAAUGGUCAUGGCUUUGGGGAAAAGGUUUCCUCGGCUGCAUAGUGCAGUGAUAAGGACAUUUGUUCUUGUCCAGCACUACUCCGCAGCCAUGAUGGCAGUCUGCGGCUUAUCUCAGAUGAAAAAUUACACCACUGUGGAAACUUUAGAGAUCACACAGAACCUCAUCAACUCUUCCCAGCAGUGUCCCAGUGGACAUGGGCUGAUGGUAGUCUUAAGGAUCCCUUGCAUGCCGUUGGCUACGGUGGCUUAUGAACGCCUCAACCACGUGAGGGAAAGGCUUGCUUUGGAAGGCCGUUUUGAAAUCAUCCUGGGGAAUCCCAACUCCGGAAUCAAUGUAGGGAAGCACUUUGUGGAACAACUCAAGAACUGGCAGAAAAUUGAAGAUGCUGAUUGGAAACCCCAGACAUAUUUGGAACUGGAGGGUCUACCUUGCAUUUUGAUUUUCAGUGGAAUGGAUCCUCAAGGAGAAUCCCUGCCAAGAUCCUUGAGAUACUGUGAUCUACGGUUGAUAAACUCCUCAUGCCUGGUGAGAACAGCUUUGGAACAAGAGCUUGGCUUGGCAGCCUAUUUUGUCAAUUCUGAAAGUACAGUAGAGAAAGGAGGAACCACAAAUGAUGUCUUGGAGAGUGACCCAGAAAAACUGAGCAGUACUGAUAAUGAGGAUGAAGAAAUAGUAACAGAAGGCUCAGCUUCCGAAAGAAGAAGCCCUGUGAAUAGGGAGAGAUCUGGCUCUCGUGAUUCUGCCGAUUCUUCUGUCUCUUCAAAAGCAUCAAGCGUGCCGUUUUGCAGUGACGCAUCUACAGGGGAGGUAGGAAAAAAGUCACCUCAGCAGAUGUUAAACAUCAGUAAUGAAGAGAGUGUGAACAGCACUGAAAAGCCAAGACCCAAAGUGGAGAAAGAGCCUAAACAGACCAUGAAAGCUGCUCAGGCUUCCAUCUCUUCGUCGUCACCCUCUCCUUUCUCAUCUUCCUUGGCUUCUUCUCUCCCCACCCAUAGUUCCUUGCCUCUGCAGGGCUCUCAGUGUUCCAUGACCAAAACAUCCCAGCAACCUCCCAUCGUUUACCUUCCCAAACUGAUGUAUGAUAUUGUGACCUCUGCAGACAGCACAGGUCUUCCCAAAUCCUCCUCCCUCCUGCCUUACCAUUCAGUAAUGUGGGCAAGCUCUUUUCGCCCUCUCAUGAAUAAAAUGAUGACCUCCACAGAGCAGUCCCUCUAUUAUCGCCAGUGGACAAUUCCCAAGCCAAUCCACAUGGACUACAACAAUAGAAAUGAAGGGAGGAUGGACACUUUUCAUCCGAGGAGACUGUUACUGAAUGGGCCACCCCAGAUAGGAAAGACUGGUGCUUAUCUGCAGUUUCUUAGCAUUUUAUCUCGAAUGUUGAUUCGGCUGACAGAAGUGGAUGUUUAUGAUGAAGAGGAGAUCAAUGUUGAUCUGAAAGAAAAUUCAGAACAAUAUUAUCAUCAGCCAGGAGACCUGUGGCCUGAUUUAGAAACAUUUAAACAGAUGCCUUUUGAUUAUACAAUCCACGAUCCAAAAUAUGAAGAUGCAAGUCUCAUUUGUUCAACAGUGCAGAAGACAAAGAGUGACGAUAGAUCAAUAAAGAGAAAACCAGAGGAUCUCUACAUGCGCCGUCAGACAACUCGGAUGAGAUUAUCCAAAUAUGCUGCUUACAACACUUACCAUCAUUGUGAACAGUGUCAUCAAUAUAUGGGCUUUAAUCCCAGGUAUCAGCUUUAUGAAUCCACCUUGCAUGCUUUUGCCUUUUCCUAUUCAAUGCUUGGAGAAGAAAUUCAGCUACACUUCAUUAUCCCUAAAUCGAAGGAGCACCAUUUUGUCUUUAGCCAUCCAGGAAGGCAGCUGGAAAGUAUGAGAUUGCCUCUUGUCACAGAUCAGAGCCAGGACUACAUAAAGAGCCCUACUUUUACUCCUACGACAGGACGCCAUGAACAUGGACUUUUUAAUCUUUAUCAUGCAAUGGAUGGAGCCAACCAUUUGCAUGUUUUGGUUGUCAAAGAGUAUGAAAUGGCAAUAUAUAAAAAAUAUUGGCCCAAUCACAUCAUGCUUGUUCUGCCAAGUAUUUUCAAUAGUGCAGGAGUGGGAGCUGCUCACUUCCUAAUAAAAGAACUGUCUUACCAUAAUUUGGAGCUGGAACGAAAUCGGCAGGAAGAGCUUGGCAUUAAGCCUCAAGAUGUUUGGCCUUUCAUUGUCAUCUCUGAUGAUUCCUGUGUGAUGUGGAAUGCUGUUGAAAUUGAUUGUUCUGGUGACAGAAAAAGUGAAUAUACCUGGAGAGAAAAGAAUAUUUCCCUAAAGCAAAUUCUUCAGCACAUUGAAUCAACUCCCAAUGUCACCCACUAUGCCUUGGUUAGCAUGAGGAAAUGGUCCAGUAAAACUAGGAGUGGAGAUAUCAAGGAGCCAUUCUCAUGUUGCCAUGUGCAUGACUUCAUCAUGCUGAAUGUGGACCUGACCCAGAAUGUCCAGUAUAACCAGAACAGAUUUGUUUGUGAUGAUGUGGAUUUCAAUCUACGCGUCCACAGUGCAGGCUUGAGAAUCUGCCGAUUCAAUCGAUUUAGUGUCAUGAAGAAACAAAUAGCAGUAGGAGGGCAAAGGUCCUUUCAUAUCAAAUCAAAGGUGUCAGAUAAUUUAAUGAGUAUUGGUCCAGCUCAAUAUAUAUGUGCCCCUGACAGCAAGCAUACAUUCUUGGCAGCUCCUGCUCAGUUAUUGCUUGAAAAAUAUCUCCAGUAUCACAGCCAUCGCUUCUUCCCUCUUUCACUGAAGAAUUAUAACCAGCCAGUGCUAUCUGUGGAUUGUUACCUUAAUUUAGGACCACAGAUUGCAGUUUGUUAUGUUAGUUCCCGGCCUCAUUCUCUGAAUGUCAGCUGCUCUGAGAUGAUAUUCAGUGGACUCUUGCUGUAUCUCUGUGAUUCCUUUGUUGUAGCCAGCUUCUUGAAGAAAUUCCACUUUUUGAAAGGUGCCACCUUAUGUGUCAUUUGCCAAGAUAGAAACUCCCUUCGCCAAACUGUUGUCCGGCUGGAACUGGAAGAUGAGUGGCAAUUCCGGCUAAGAGAUGAGUUUCAAACUGCCAAUGCCAAAGAAGACAAGCCCCUCUUUUUUUUGACAGGACGGCAUAUUUAAUAAGAAAUUAUCUGACAACUUCAAGGAGGUCUCUUUCAACCAAAAAUAAGUUGUGAAAAUAGUUGGGGAACUUAAAUGUUCAGCUGAACUUUUUUUUUAAAAAAAAACAUAAUGUAGACAAAAAUGUAGGCAAAUUUGAAAUAUCUGUAUUAUAAUUCUAUUUUAUUUGACACAUUUGUGUUUAUAAUUUCAGACUGUGUCAGUACCUUUUAUAAUUUAAGAUGUUUAAACUGUUCCUUUUGUGUCAGGAGCAGAGUGGAAUUACUGCUUGUUGUAGUUGAAUUGUUUAUAGGCUCUCUUUGUCUUUGUUUUGGUUGUAUAAAUUAUAGAUAUUAUUUUGUCAGGCAAUAUUUGGGGUGGUAUGGUUCAACAUUUAGACGUAGAUUCCCUUCUUAACCUUUUCUUGAAUUAGAAGUCAGUAGGCAGAAAAUGCUCCAUUCUUAGUAUAUAGUGCAGCUGGUAAGUGAACAGCUAUUGUGAAAAAGAUUUGGGUAGAGCACUAGAGGCAAAAAGGAACUGGACAGUUGUCCCAUUCAUGAAGAGCUUGGCAGUGUGUAUCAGACUUAGUGGGAAUUGCAGAAAACAACUGUCCAAGGGAUUGAGCCUUAUAUUUCCAUUUUAAUGAAAAUGGACACUUAGGCCUUUACCCUACUAGUAAUUUUGAGCAUCUUCCACAUUCACCCCUUUCCAUUGCUGGGGUGAUUCAAAGCCCGUCCUCAUUACAUUGGAUAGGCCGCAACACUGGGCAGAUGAUUCUAGAAGAUGCUACUGUAAUGAUUUCCCUUGUCCUAAUCUCAGAACCAUUGUUUGUUCUAGAUAAUUUUUAAAGUGGAAGCAUUUAUAGGACCCUGAUAAGAAGAUAGUUCCUGUCCAGUUUCCUCAAUGCCUUCAACAAUAACAGAGCUUUUAAUAUCUAAUCGAGGGGUGAAAUCCAGCAGGUUCUGACAGGUUCUGGAGAACCGGUAGCGGAAAUUUUGAGUAGUUCAGAGAACCGGCAAAUACCACCUCUGGCUGGCCCCAGAGUGGGGUGGGAAUGGAGAUUUUGCAAUAUCCUUCCCCCAGGAGUGGGGAGGGAAUGGGGAUUUUGCAAUAUCCUUCUCCUGCCACGCCCACAGAACCGGUAGGGAAAAAUUUUGAAUUUUGCCCCUGAUCUAAUCUCAUUGGAAAAGAGAGAGUGGGAAAUAUUGAGGGAGAUAUUCAGAGAUGUAUCGCCUUGAAAGUAGCCCAUAUUGAACUGUUUAUCACAAAUAUUGAGAGUUGACCACAGGACAUGUUCUAUGACAUUUUGUAUUAUGUCACUAAUGUUUUAUGAUAACUUUUAUGUAUAAAGUGUUUUAUAAAAUUUCAAGCCCACAGGA